AUGGUGCCGCAGGGAGGCGGCGGCGGCGGCGGCGGCGGGGGAGGUGCCAGGCGCCCGCGCCCGCUCGCGCUGCGGUGCUCGCCGUCGCGGAGCCUGCGCCUGUGGCUGCUGCUGCUGCUGCUGCUGGCGGCGCUCGGGCACGCCUGGACCUACCGCGAGGAGCCCGAGGACAGCGACAGAGAGCUCUGUUCCGAGAACAAAGUCGCCACGACGAAGUACCCGUGCCUGAAGCCCGGCGGGGAGCUCACCACCUGCUUCAGGAAAAAGUGCUGUAAGGGUUAUAAGUUUGUUCUCGGACAAUGCAUCCCUGAAGAUUACGAUGUCUGCGCAGAUGCGCCUUGUGAACAGCAGUGCACAGACAAUUUUGGACGAGUGUUGUGUACGUGUUAUCCUGGUUACCGGUAUGACCGUGACAGACACAGGAACAGAGAAAAACCAUAUUGCUUAGAUAUCGACGAGUGCACCACGAGCAGCGAGCCCCUUUGCCCCCACGUCUGUGUCAACACCCUCGGGAGCUACCGAUGCGAGUGUCAUGAGGGCUACAUACGUGAAGACGAUGGGAAGACGUGCACCAAGGGAGACAAAGGUACCGUCCCUCAGUGAGGCUGGCCUGGCAUGACCGGCUGGUUUUCUGAGAAGACUGAAAAUGUGGUGAAACCAGGAGCUUGCUGCGCCUCCUGCAAAGAGUUCUAUCAGAUCAAACAGACAGUGUUGCAACUCAAACAAAAGGUGGCUUUGUUACCAAAUAAUGCUGCUGACCUUAGCAAGCCAAUCACGGGAGAAAAGGUACUCGCAUCCAAUGCCUAUAUACCUGGGCCCCCUGGACAACCAGGUGAUCGGGGUCCUCCAGGUGCCACUGGCCCGAAAGGGAGUCCUGGAUUUCCUGGAUCUCCUGGUCCUCCAGGUUUGCCAGGCCCGAGAGGAGCAAUGGGGCCUAUGGGACCCUCUCCAGACUUGUCCCAUAUUAAGCAGGGCAGGAGAGGUCCUGUGGGUCCUCCAGGGGCACCGGGAAGGGAUGGAGUAAAGGGUGAGAGAGGUGCUCCGGGAGAAAAAGGACCACCUGGCCCACCAGGUUCUUUUGACUUCCUGUUGUUGAUGAUGGCAGACAUCAGGAAUGAUAUUGCGGAGCUGCAAGAGAGGGUGUUUGGGCACAGGACUCACUCAUCUGCAGAAGAGUUUCCGUUACCUCAGGAAUUCGCAAACUAUCAGGAUCUGGGGUCUGGAGAAGACUACAAACAGCGGACUUUUUCAACAGACUCCAGCUCACGCAGAGAAGGCAAUCAUUAGAAAAAAUGGUAGGAUAGUGAUCCAUGAGUCACUUAAGCCAGCAUACUUGCAUAUACUCCAGCUUACCCUUGUGGAAACAGAUUGGAAAUAGGAUACCACCAAGCACAUUUCAGUGCAAUGGCUGCAUUCCCUUCCUCAGACAUUAUGAGCAAGACCAAGUGAAGAGCUAAAGAAGAUGAGCAGCAGCUGCUGGAAUGUACCAGUUCUGACUGCCAGGCAGGGGGAUUGCAUAUUCAGAUACUUCGCCAUAUAAAAGCAAACUUCCUUGCAUGUAGAAAGAAAGAUUCUGUG
This is a messenger RNA of Varanus komodoensis (Komodo dragon), 1578 nucleotides long. RefSeq names its product collagen and calcium binding EGF domains 1 (gene CCBE1). NCBI's taxonomy places the organism in Eukaryota, Metazoa, Chordata, Lepidosauria, Squamata, Varanidae. Gene Ontology annotation, molecular function: calcium ion binding. The transcript is spliced from 11 exons. The record is from RefSeq and is a predicted model, not a curated record.